AGGUUUCUAUAAGGUGUCAGGAUGUCUUCAUCUAUUUCUCCAUGGAGGAGUGGGAGUAUUUAGAAGGACACAAAGGUCUGUACAAGGAUGUUAUGAUGCAGGAUCACUGGCCUCUCGCAUCACCAGUUAAGGAAGAGAGAAGAACACCGGAGAGAUGUCCCAGUCCUCUUCUCCCACAGGAUGGUUCAGAAGAACAUCACAAUGUCCCACGGGAUGAUGAUCAGCUUGUGAAUCCGGGUGAAGAUCUAAACAUUAUAUAUGUUACAGAGACAUAUGUGAGGGGUAAUGAGCAGAUUAGAGAGGAUAUUCCUACAGAUAUCCGCCCAGAUGACUGUACCAGGAGCUCAGAGGGACAUGUGAUAACUUCCAAUCUUAAAACAGAUGAUCAUGCUAUGGCUCACAAUACAUAUGAAGAACAUGUAAUUAUCCCAGAUGUAUCCUCAGCCCUUCACGGCAAAGAUCUAUCAUUUGAUCUUUUUAAACAGGCUCAAUCUUCUGAUUUAUCACAGACUGUAACACAAAAUAAAAGUCAUAGUGAUGAACAUGAAGGAGCUUGCACCGAGGAGAAACCAUUUUCUUGCUUGCAAUGUGGGAAAUGUUUUAAAAGUAAAUUAAUUCUUGCUAAACAUCAGAGAAUUCAUACAGGGGAGAAGCCAUUUACAUGUCCAGAAUGUGGGAAAUCUUUUACAGAAAAAUUUAAACUUGUUACACAUCAGAGAAUUCACACAGGGGAAAAACCAUUUUCAUGUUCAGAAUGUGGGAAAUGUUUUACAGAAAAAUUUAAACUUGUUACACAUCAGAGAAUUCACACAGGCGAAAAACCAUUUUCAUGUUCAGAAUGUGGGAAAUGUUGUACCCAGAAAUCAGAUCUUGUUAGACAUCAAAGAAUCCACACGCUGGAGAAAUCAUUUUCAUGUUUAGAAUGUGGGAAAUGCUUUAAGCAUAAAUCAAAUCUUGUUACACAUCAAAGAAUUCACACAGGGGAGAAGUUAUUUUCAUGUUCAGAAUGUGGGAAAUGUUUCACAGAUAAACCUAAACUUGUUAUACAUCAGAGAAUUCACACAGGGGAGAAGCUGUAUUCAUGCUCAGAAUGCGAUAAAUAUUUUAUCCGGAAAUCAGAACUUAUUAGACAUCAUAUAACUCACACAGGGGAGAAGCCUUAUUUAUGUUCAGAAUGUGGGAAAUGUUAUACAUAUAAAUCACAUCUUGUUAUACAUCAGAGAAGUCACACAGGGGAGAAGAAAUUUUUAUGCUCAGAAUGUGGGAAAUAUUUUAAUAAUAAAUCAAAUCUUAAUAGACAUAAAAAAAGUCACACAGGAGAGAAGUCAUAUUCAUGCUCAGAAUGUGGGAAAUGUUUCGUCCAAAAAUCAAAGCUUGUUUACCAUGAAAGAACUCACACAGGAGAGAAGCCGUUCUUAUGUUCGGAAUGUGGGAAAUGUUUUACAGGUAAAUCAAAUCUUGUAAUACAUCAAAGAACUCACACAGGGGAGAAACCAUAUUCAUGCUCAGAUUGUGGUAAAUGUUUUAUAAAUCGAUCAAAUCUUUCUCAGCAUCAAAAAAUUCAUACAAAAAAGAAGCCAUAUUCGUGCUCAGAAUGUGGGAAAUGUUUUACUAAUAAAAAAGUUCUCGUUAAACAUCAAAGAAUUCACACAGGGGAACAAAAAUGGUAAAGUAUGUAAUGUAAAGAAUGUUUCAUCCAAAAGUAAGCUAUAAUUGUUUAUAAAGAAAGAAGAAAUAUAAAUGUUUUCAGAAUGUUAGAAUUUACAGAAGUGGCAGUCACAGUAAAGUAUCAUGUUAUUCUAGAGAAUGUGAAUGUGUGCAUCGAAUAUGUCAUAGCUGUAUUUAAAAACUUA
Molecule: messenger RNA, 1853 nt
Organism: Bufo bufo (common toad)
Lineage: Eukaryota; Metazoa; Chordata; Amphibia; Anura; Bufonidae
Product: zinc finger protein OZF-like
Exons: 4
Coding region: 42-1670 (542 amino acids)
Biological process (GO): negative regulation of transcription by RNA polymerase II
Molecular function (GO): DNA-binding transcription repressor activity, RNA polymerase II-specific
Source: RefSeq, a predicted model, not a curated record